Spinacia oleracea (spinach) is the source of this 2901-nucleotide messenger RNA. RefSeq lists its product as uncharacterized. The transcript is spliced from 3 exons. The record is from RefSeq and is a predicted model, not a curated record. Gene Ontology annotation, molecular function: nucleic acid binding; zinc ion binding. Lineage: Eukaryota; Viridiplantae; Streptophyta; Magnoliopsida; Caryophyllales; Amaranthaceae. The coding region runs from base 1102 to 2901 and encodes 599 amino acids.
CCCAAUUUGACACCCACAUUUGACAUUUGGCAUUCACUUUUGGCAUUCCUUCGGUUGGUUUCGCAACUACAGUCCUACGGACUAGUAUUGUCGUCGUCCUCUGUGGUUCAUCUGAAAAAUGGGAUGUUCAUUCAAUUCGCCAAUUCCUUCCGAAAGAGCGAUUUCCAUGGUUAAACCUCAUGAAAGCCUUGCAGGUGUACAAACUAUCUAAGUGCGUGACAAUGGAUAGGCACAAGUCCAUUACAAGAUGAUAUCUGCAAUUGAUCGAAAUUAGACAUUAAACUUCAUUCAAAGAAAGAGGAAAUAAUCAAGAGAGGGAGAAACUCAAAAGGAUGAUGUCAGAAAAAUAUGAGCUAUUUCAAUUUUUUUGUCAAUAUUUCAUUCAUGUUUCUAUGUGCUUUUCUAGUGACGCCUUGAGGAAAAAGGCACACUAUGUACAAAAAGAGAACCCCAAAUCCCCAAUAUUGCUUUUGUAUUUAGUUAAUUAAACUACAAAUAGGUGGAUUUUUCCAGGAGAAUAAAUAUUUGUGUGGGAAAAGACACUUAUAAUUGGUUAUCAUUUUCCAGGAAGGAAUAAGAGUGAGGCGGGUGGAGUGUGUACCUGUGUGUCAUUGGAAGAAAGAGGAUCUAUUGCGAAAGAGAUAUCCACCCACAAUGGUCCUUAAGUAUCUCUUCACCAGCGCAAAUAGGUCGACAUUUCCUUUGGUUUAGUUAGAGAGAGAAAGUUAGAGAGAACAGAAGAAAAGUUCAAUUUGCCUUCUUCAAUUUCCUUGAACCCGAAUGGGUUCAUUUCCAAGACCACCAGAUGAUAUCCUCAUGAAACACAUCAAUCAAGAACACACUCCGUUCAAAUCCUCAGCUACCUUGAAUUUCAGAGAAGCAAUAGCAUCAUCAUCCCAAUGGUUUAAAGAGGCUAGGAAAAUCAUUACUACGUCGUUAGAGUGGGAAAAAAAUAAUGAUAAGAUCCCGGAUGACGGCUUAGCGGUGGCGUUUGAUAGAAUCACGUUGGAAAAGUUACGAGCGCCAUGGAAAUUGACACUCAUGGGUAAGUGCAUGGGGGUUCAGGUGAAAUCGAGUUAACUGGAAAUAAGGGUUCGAGCGAUGUGGCGUAUCAAGGGUUCUUUGGAGGUUAUUGAUAUUGGUAAACAAGUUUAUUUGUUUAAAUUUACCCAAACCGAUGAUUAUGAGCGCGGGUUGUUUGGGGGUCCAUGGUUCAUUAUGGAUCAUUAUUUAAUGAUAACACCUUGGAAGCCAAAUUUUAGGCCGUCUGUAAAUGGGUUCGAUUUCAUGUCGGUUUGGGUACGUAUUGAGGAAUUGCCGGUAGAAUACUAUGAUAAAGAUGCUUUAUAUGAGAUUGCUAAAGUGAUUGGAAAGCCAAUUCGAGUUGAUUAUGCAACUGAUAAAGUGUCAAGGGGAAAAUACGCAAGAGUAUGUGUUGAAAUUGAUCUUAGGAAACCAAUUAUCACCAAGGUGUGGGUUGGUGGAUUUUGGCAGCCAGUUGUAUACGAGAAUAUCACGGCACUUUGUUUUAAAUGUGGUAAAAUUGGUCACGUAUUAGAGAGAUGCGAUCAGAUGGAUGGGAAUGAGUUGGUAAAUGGACAGCCCACUAAUAAGCCCAAGUUGGGUAAACAGGAUGAAGCCCAAAUGGAGGUGGAUGCAUGUGAGGCCACUACAAGUAAGGAUGAUAGCAGGGUUGGACAAACACAAUCUGAUAUUUAUAGGCCUUGGACCCUGGUCCAAAAUAAGAGAAGUCCAAGAAAUAAUUAUGGGAAGCAACGACAGACUAAUGCCCGGAUUAAUGAGUAUAAGAGUGGUUUUUCCUCAAAAAUUGCGACAACAACCUCAUUAAAUGGGGUUAACUCGAGAAUGACAAGGGAUAAGCAGGCUCACCAAUCAGAAGGAGAAGUUAAUGAGCCAGUGUUAGUUGCCCCAAGCCACACUUUACUGGAGAUUAGUGCUACACCGGAGUUAAUUCAAGAUGGGGGUGAUAAAACCGUACACUUGGCAAAUUCGUUCAACCACUUGGCAAAGGAGGAUGAUUCACCUUCUGCCUUUUAUAAUUCGGAUCCUUCUUUUCACUGUGUGGUAAACCAAGCUAACACUUCUUCCCUCUCACCAACCAAUCCCCUUUCUUCGUCUUCUGAAAUUCUUCUUCAAGAAGCUACUACUUCUCCCUGUUCAAAUGGAAAACCAGAAAAACACAAACACCACAUGCAUGCAGACAAAUUUCAAUCCAAAUCAAACCCAGUGGAGAAACAGCAGGACUUGGAUUCAAAGAGGACCCAGACAUUAUCGCAAUCAAGUCAACCAGCAGAUGAUGGAGGAAAUUCAGCAAGUUCAUUGCCCAAUCAGGCAACCAUCGAUGUUGCAAUUGUUUCCAGAGCAAUCGGAGACGAGUGCAUGCAGGAGUCAGAGAAUGCCGAAGUCAGGGGGAAUGGAGUUCAAGAAUGUGGGAUUGUUAGCAAUGGAAUUGAGAAGGAAAGAGGGGAUGGAGCCGAUAGGACCAAGACCGCGAACAAGGUGGGAUGUACCCCCUCCACAGGAGAUGAAACACUUACCAUUAACAGGGAGGGAACCGGAUUUCAACCCGAUAAAUAUGCGUCCCCAUAUUCCGGUUCGGGUGCAAAAAGAAAUUCCAGUUCAUCCUUUGCAAUUCGAAACUCAAAGUCAAGAAAUGGGGCAUGCGGAUCGCCUUAUGGCAUUUUACGUCACUCAGAGAGAGGUGGUGGGAGUACAAGUUCAAGUCAGCACGUUUCAAAAGAUGUUAGAUCCCAGGAAAGUGUUUACGUACGUGACUCUAAUUCGAAUGGAGGAUCUAAAUAUGAUGGGAGUCGUGCAGUAUUGGAGGGAUUGGGAGGAGUAUUUUCUUCCACCCAAUGCGGAGGAGAUGGAGCAUCCUAG